AAAAGAGAGAUAAUUAUUCUAUCUAAUAAUAAUUCUAUCUAUAAGAAAGAGGAGACCAUAUGAAAAAUAUAACCGAUCCUUUCCUUUCCUUGGGUUAUUGGCCAUCCGCCGGAAGUUUCGGGUUUAAUACCGAUAUUUUAGCAACAAAUCCAAUAAAUCUAAGUGUAGUGCUUGGCGUAUUGAUUUUUUUUGGAAAGGGAGUGUUAAGUGAUUUAUUAGAUAAUCGAAAACAGAAGAUCUUGAAGACUAUUCGAAAUUCAGAAGAACUACGCGGGAGGGCCCUAGAACAACUGGAAAAAGCCCGGGCCCGCUUACUAAAAGUAGAAAAGGAAGCGGAUCUGUUUCGAGUGAAUGGAUAUUCUGAGAUAGAACGAGAAAAAUGGAAUUUGAUUAAUUCAACUUCUAAGACUUUGGAACAAUUAAAAAAUUACAAAAAUGAAACCAUUCAUUUUGAACAACAAAGAGCGAUUAACCAAGUUCGACAACAGGUUUUCCAACAAGCCUUACAAGGAGCUCUAGGAACUCUGAAUAGUUGUUUGAACAACGAGUUACAUUUACGUACCAUCAGUACUAAUAUUGACAUGUUUGGAAUGAUGAAAGAAAUAACGGAUUAGUCCUUCUACUGCAAGGAUUAUUUUUUUUUUGUUUGAAAGAAAAAAAAGAAUUAAGAAAUAUUCAUGGUAACCAUUCGAGCCGAUGAAAUUAGUAAUAUUAUCCGUGAACGUAUUGA
Messenger RNA from Humulus lupulus (European hop), 730 nucleotides. RefSeq names its product ATP synthase subunit b, chloroplastic. Gene Ontology annotation, molecular function: proton transmembrane transporter activity. NCBI's taxonomy places the organism in Eukaryota, Viridiplantae, Streptophyta, Magnoliopsida, Rosales, Cannabaceae. The transcript is spliced from 2 exons. The coding region runs from base 60 to 614 and encodes 184 amino acids. Gene Ontology annotation, biological process: proton motive force-driven ATP synthesis. The record is from RefSeq and is a predicted model, not a curated record.